Arachis ipaensis is the source of this 1626-nucleotide messenger RNA. The record is from RefSeq and is a predicted model, not a curated record. NCBI's taxonomy places the organism in Eukaryota, Viridiplantae, Streptophyta, Magnoliopsida, Fabales, Fabaceae.
UCCGGACUGGGUCCCAGCCCAGGAAGAAUAACCACGGUUAAGAGACCAUGUAAUACAUUCGCGCAAAGAUCUACCUGUGCGGCAUUUAAGGGACAAGAGGGUGGUGGAGGGCUUGCAACAACAGGCGGUGGUGGUGGCCGUGACGCGGGAGGAGGUGGAGGAGGUGGUGCUUUGGGAGGCGGUGCGUUGGGCGGCGGUGUGUUGGGUGGUGGUGCAUUGGGCGGUGGUGUGUUAGGUGGUGGAGCGUUGGGUGGGGGUGCGUUGGGAGGCGGUGCGUUGGGAGGGGGUGCGUUGGAGGGCGGUGCCUUGGGCGGCGGUGCGUUGGGUGGUGGUGUGUUUGGCGAUAGUGUGUUGGGUGGUUUUGUGUUUGGCGGCGGUGUGUUUGGUGGUUUUGCGUUUGGCGGCAGUGUGUUGGGUAGCGGUGCGUUGGGAGGCGGUGCGUUGGGAGGGGGUGCGUUGGAGGGCGGUGCCUUGGGCGGCGGUGCGUUGGGUGGUGGUGUGUUUGGCGAUAGUGUGUUGGGUGGUUUUGUGUUUGGCGGCGGUGUGUUUGGUGGUUUUGCGUUUGGCGGCAGUGUGUUGGGUAGCGGUGCGUUGGGAGGCGGUGCGUUGGGAGGGGGUGCGUUGGAGGGCGGUGCCUUGGGCGGCGGUGCGUUGGGUGGUGGUGUGUUUGGCGAUAGUGUGUUGGGUGGUUUUGUGUUUGGCGGCGGUGUGUUUGGUGGUUUUGCGUUUGGCGGCAGUGUGUUGGGUAGCGGUGCGUUGGGAGGCGGUGCGUUGGGAGGGGGUGCGUUGGAGGGCGGUGCCUUGGGCGGCGGUGCGUUGGGUGGUGGUGUGUUUGGCGAUAGUGUGUUGGGUGGUUUUGUGUUUGGCGGCGGUGUGUUUGGUGGUUUUGCGUUUGGCGGCAGUGUGUUGGGUAGCGGUGCGUUGGGAGGCGGUGCGUUGGGAGGGGGUGCGUUGGAGGGCGGUGCCUUGGGCGGCGGUGCGUUGGGUGGUGGUGUGUUUGGCGAUAGUGUGUUGGGUGGUUUUGUGUUUGGCGGCGGUGUGUUUGGUGGUUUUGCGUUUGGCGGCAGUGUGUUGGGUAGCGGUGCGUUGGGAGGCGGUGCGUUGGGAGGGGGUGCGUUGGAGGGCGGUGCCUUGGGCGGCGGUGCGUUGGGUGGUGGUGUGUUUGGCGAUAGUGUGUUGGGUGGUUUUGUGUUUGGCGGCGGUGUGUUUGGUGGUUUUGCGUUUGGCGGCAGUGUGUUGGGUAGCGGUGCGUUGGGAGGCGGUGCAUUAGGCGGUAGUGUUGGUCUCGGGGGUGGGGCAUUGGGCGGCGGUGUGUUAGGUGGUGGUGCAUUGAGAGGUGAUGCGUUGGGAGGCGGUGUGUUGGGAGGCGGCGCUGCUAUGGUGGCGGAAAAGAGAAGGUUAAGGGAGAAGAGAAUGGCGGUGGGUGCCACCAUUGGCUUCUUGGAAGCCAUAUUUCGUUCUAGAAAAAGUGUUGAUUGAAGUUGGAGAGUAUUGCAACUUAAUUUAUAGCCCAUGCAUUUCUCUACAGAUACAAUAAUUGUUUUUUGGGUAUAGGGGGAUACAAUAACUUAACAUAUAUCAUAUAUCAACAUUUACGUGCUUUUAUUUAAGAUUUUGAUAUUAAAG